Neurospora tetrasperma FGSC 2508 is the source of this 1163-nucleotide messenger RNA. Its product is annotated as 60S ribosomal protein L19. Gene Ontology annotation, biological process: translation. Bases 66 to 644 code for a protein of 192 amino acids. Gene Ontology annotation, cellular component: ribosome; cytosolic large ribosomal subunit. Lineage: Eukaryota; Fungi; Ascomycota; Sordariomycetes; Sordariales; Sordariaceae. The transcript has 4 exons. Gene Ontology annotation, molecular function: structural constituent of ribosome; RNA binding. The record is from RefSeq and is a predicted model, not a curated record.
UCAGCCCGUGGAAAUUUCAAUCCAUCGUCAACCAGACCCGACCAUCCACGCAGAAAUCCGUCAAGAUGGUUAACCUGAGGACCCAGAAGCGGCUCGCGUCCUCCGUCUUGGGCGUCGGCCAGCGCAAGAUCUGGCUCGACCCCAAUGAGGUCUCCGAGAUCAGCAACGCCAACUCUCGCCAGACGAUCCGCAAGCUCGUUGCCGAUGGCCUCAUCAUCAAGAAGCCCGUCACCAUGCACUCGCGCUCCCGUGCGCGUGAGCUCAACCUUGCCCGCCGCAUUGGCCGUCACCGCGGCUUCGGUAAGCGCAAGGGUACCGCCGAUGCCCGUAUGCCCGAGCAGGUUCUGUGGAUGCGCCGCCAACGGGUCCUCCGUCGUCUGCUCGUCAAGUACCGUGCUUCCGGCAAGAUCGACAAGCACCUCUACCACGAGCUUUACCACCUCGCCAAGGGUAACACCUUCAAGCACAAGCGUGCCCUCGUUGAGCACAUUCACCGUGCCAAGGCCGAGAAGGCUCGCGAGAAGGCCAUCAAGGAGGAGAUGGACGCCAAGCGUGCCCGCACCAAGGCCGCUCGCGAGCGCAAGCUCGAGCGCCAGGCUGCCAAGCGCAACGCUCUCGCCGGCGAGGAGGAGGAGUCCAAGUAGAUUACUGGGAUGAUGACGUGAAUGGAAGAAGACGGACAUAUUGGCGGCCUUGCAUUCGGAGUAAUCGGUUGGGCUUCUUUUUCUGGUCGCAAUUCUCUCUACAUCUCCAAAAUCUACGCGUGGAAAUCCGCUUCUGGUCGUCCGGUUUUCCCUAGUUGAUGGUGCUUUCACUUCUGUGGGAGGUAUUGUUGGUGAUACCACACGGGCGACAGCAAAGGAUGGUGUUGUGGGCGUUUUGCAUGUCGUCUGGCGCAUGGCGACAAGAAAUGUCAGUCAAAGAACCACGAUCUAGCUGCGUUUCCGAGCAGAGAUAUUCAUCAGGCUCUUGAUCGCCGCGCGCUCAUGGGACAAGAGGCCGAAAGGGACGGGAUGCAAGGAGACAAUGCGAUUACGUCGUUGUUGAGCACAAAGCUGCUGUUCUUUUCAGAUUGCUUUCAUGUACCGCAGUGCGUGCUUGACUCCAUUUGUAUGAUACCAUUUUCCAGUUCACGCCUUCUCCAUGGAACCUCGACUCGUGAU